Drosophila elegans is the source of this 3336-nucleotide messenger RNA. Its product is annotated as post-GPI attachment to proteins factor 2-like. Gene Ontology annotation, biological process: GPI anchor biosynthetic process. Gene Ontology annotation, cellular component: Golgi membrane; endoplasmic reticulum membrane. NCBI's taxonomy places the organism in Eukaryota, Metazoa, Arthropoda, Insecta, Diptera, Drosophilidae. The record is from RefSeq and is a predicted model, not a curated record.
AACGCAGCAGUUGCGAGAGAGGCGCGCGCGCGGUCACAACUCGGCGACGGCAGCGUUGGGGCAUGCAAAUUAUGCCAAUUAGCAUCAUCGACGCGAGCACGAGCAGUAGCAGCAACGCCAACGCCGACGAUAAGCGAACAGAAAAUGCAAAUGCAGCAGCAGGGAACAGGAGCGGCGACGUCAUCGGCGGCAGUAGAUAGCGGAGAGGGGGCGACGCCCCCCCGCGCCGACCUGCUGUCCAGGAGGAACAACUGCUCCGGCGGAUCCGGCGGAUCCGGCGACCCAGCAGCGAUCAGCACAACGAUUAGCUCCAAGCAGGAGGAUCCCAAGGAGCCGCAGGAGCAGGUGGCCAUCCACUACCUGGCCAGCUUCCACGAGCUCUGCGUGGUCACCGCCCUGCUGCCGCUGGUGACGCUCUUCACGUGCUUCGUGACCGCCUACGUCUUCCAGUACGACGAUGUACACGAGACACAUUGCCGCGUCUACAACAUAAUACCCUCGAUAAGUGCAAUUACCGGCGUCAGUCCGCAGCGCUACUUCUGGCGCUUCAGCAUUGCGCUGCACAUCGGACCGCGCAUACCCAUCGCCUUCGUCUACAAGAACUACUACCGUUCGCAGCUGCGUCGGAUUAGUCCCGCCCAGGUGCCGCGGACCAGCCUGCUCAUCACGCUGAUCCUGGUGCUCAACUGCAUCGAGAUCGCGUCCCUGGGCGGCGUCACCUACAUUUCGAAUCGAGAGAACUACCCCGUUCACGAGCGCAUCUUCAUCACGUUUAUGAUAUGUUCGCUGUGCUACAUGCUGGCCACAAUCAAGCUGAACGGCAUCCUCAACGACGGACAAACGCUGAGCGAACACCAGCGCCAGUCCAUCAAGUGGAAGAAGAUCCUCUUCGCCAUCUCCAUCGUGAGCACCGUCGGACUGCUGGUGUUCUUCGCCAAACACCGAUUCUACUGUCACGACUUGGCCUUCAGUUGGUUUGCCUUCUUCGAGUACUUGAUCGCAAUCGCCAACAUGCUGUUCCACUUCACCAUAAUCUGGGACUUCCCCUCGCAGUUCUUGAUGAUCGUGCAGGGACCCCGCGAGAAUCUCGCCCAGUACUUGAGCACCAGGCCGAAAGUGGACUAGAUUGGACUGGAUUCCCCAGCUGCAUGCCACUUCUCCAUUUCACCAUGUAAUUCCCAUACGAAACGUACAACUAACGAACUUCUUCAACUUUAAAACUAAGCGCUUCCAUACCGAUCAACAACACACAUAGCCUUCUGUUCUAAUUUCUUCGAUUCUCUUUACACACUCAAAAAAAAAGAAAAGAAAAGAAAAGAAAAGAAAAGAAAAAGAAAACAAAAGCUGCAGUCGCUAAAACCAUACCCAGAAAUAAGGAAAUGAAAACCGAAACGAAAGCGAAAGCAAAAUGUUCCAUAGUUCCACAAUUAAUAUAAAUAUAUUUAAAUAUAAAAGUAUGUAAAGAAAUUGGCCAGAUUAGAGGGCAUACCGUUCUAUGUACACAUUCUGAAUACAUGAAAUAAGUUACCUAAGGAUUAAGUGCACUGAAAAAAACCAACCAACAUAUACAUACAUAUGCCUAGUGGAUCGCAGCUCGCCAGAUCUCAUGUCAAUUUCGAAUCGAAUCCAAAGAGCGUUUCAUUUGUUAGGCAGUAAAGUAAAUAGAAAUCGUAUUACUUACCACUUAGUACAUAUCGUUUAUACAACAUGAAAACGAGCAACGGGAAAUAGCCUCCUUGGGAUUGGCCCUAUUGGCUCUUCCCAAAUAAAUUGAACGCAUUGUAACACAAUUCAGACAAUAGACAUUAAGCUGCGACAUUACGGGCAACGAACAACCAAUCCUACAGAUUUUGGGGCAGUGAUGGGAAGAAUCUAGGUUGUUUGCAUCCCAGAUUUCCAGAUGCAUCGCAAGAUAAAGCUUCAGCGAAAUUAACAUAUGGCAUUAUAAUACAUUCAUAUAACAUUAGUGAUUGAAUUUGUAUUUCCCGAAUUUAAAUUAAUGGCAAAAGUGACCGAUGAGAAGGGAUGAUUUUUGAAAAUUCGGAACCAAAGAGCUCCCUCAAGGGAUUAAAGUCUGAGAAAUUUCACUAAAUCGUAAAUUCGAAAUCAAACAAAUAGGUUUGCAUCUCGUUACCUUGAGUUCAACAAGUAGUCCUAUAUAUAUAUAUAUAUAUUCAAAUAAUGCCUAGCCAAAAACAAAAACAGUACCUUUCCCAUCACUGUUCGUAAGAUCAAGAGAUCCCGAUGGGAUGGAUGGCUUCUGAUGCUCACGACGUCAGAGAUUUAACAAUGUAGCGAAUAAACAAUUGUUCUUAGCCAACUUUAAUAGCAAAAUGAAAUUUGAAAAAUGAGAGACAAGAGAUAAGAGAUAAGAAAUGCGAAACCCGAAGUAUUUGUUGAGCGAUCCGGGUGAAAACGAACUUAGCUAACCGAAUUACAAACCAGAUUACGAUCAAUAUAUAUUUUGCAGUAACCGAAGAGGCGUAGGUAUUAUUCCCCCACAAGAGUAUUUAGCUUAAAUCGAAAAGAGUUCAAAUUGAUAUUACUUAUUUAACUUUGUACUAUACACACACCAGAGUCAAGCGGAAGCUUUUAUUCCAUAGGUACAACUAUUACUACCAUUAUUAUUAUUACUAUUAUGACUAUAUUAUGCGUUGUACUUGCGACAGAUCGACGUUUUGAGAAAUAUCCUUGAGUAGCCAGGAGGAGAAAACUUUGUACUUGAAUUUCCCCCGAACGACGUAGCUAAAUUAAUGAAACAAUUGUUAAUUCUCACACGCAAUGAAUUAUAUAUGUACGGAUACGGAUACGGAUACUUACUUCAGCGAUAUAUGCCCCUCCUGCGAUUUGUUAUGCAAUAGUUGAGUUGCCAGUUGCACCCGUUGCGAUCGAGCAAGUAUACAUAUAUUCAAAUGCAUUAUUGUUGAUGCUCACACACGCUCCGCAUCGCACUCUAUCUAUAGCUCUAUCUAACAUAUUAGCUCUGUCCCGCUCCGUUCCGAUAUUCAAUUAUGUGCCUCUCUUUCUCGCCCCCUAAGGAUAUGUACACGUACUUCCAGUUGCAUCCGAGGAGUAUGGAUAUAUGUGGUAUACAUAUAUGUAUAUGCGCUUUAUAUUUAUAAAUCGCUCACUGGCUAUUUUCUAUUUGUUUUUUACGGCAGAAAGCAGCAGCUCUGGGAUGGUCACUUUUUAAAAUGCAACUUUUUACCUUUGCAUAACUUUUUAGGCGACACAACGUAAGAGAAUUAAUUACAAAAUAAAAAACCAAAUAUAUUAACUAUGAAAUAUGUAAACUUUGUAGCUUCCUAAUUUGAAUAAAGAUUAAUACAACUCAAA